AAAUCCGAUCGACCGACCGGGCGAUGUUGCUUCGCUGAGGUUGACUGGCCGAGCCAUGAGGAGCGCCCACCCCACUCCCCGCCCAAGUCCGCCCCGCCCGACGACCCGGAACCCGACCCCGCCCGACCCGCCCAGCACCCGCCGCUCUCCGCCGCCGGAGCCCUCCGCAAGAAGGGCACCAGCGUCCGGGCUUGGCUGCUGCUCGACUCCACCGGGCAGGCCCAGGUGGUGGAGGCCGGCAAGCACGCCAUCAUGCGCCGGACCGGCCUCCCCGCCCGCGAUCUCCGGAUCUUGGACCCGCUCCUCUCGUACCCUUCCACGAUCCUCGGCCGGGAGCGGGCGAUCGUCAUCAAUCUGGAGCACAUCAAGGCCAUCAUCACCGCGCAGGAGGUCUUGCUGCUGAACUCGAGGGACCCCUCCGUGACGCCCUUCGUGGAGGAGCUGCAGAGGCGGCUCGCGCGCCAUUUCCACGCCACCACCAAAGCCCAGGAAGGGAAUGCUGAUGAUUCGAGAUGGACUAAUCUGUAUGAUUUAGAAGAGCCACAGUCGAGGGCUGUUAGCCCUGGAAAUUCUCCUGUAGGCUUUUCACAAUUAGAAGGUCAGGAAGAAGAAGAAGGAGAAGGUAAGAUGAAUGGGAAACAAGCCCUUGAGAAUCGAGAGGGGCUGAAAGUUCCUCCAUUUGAGUUUGUUGCACUGGAGGCAUGCUUGGAGGCUGCUUGCAGCUGCUUGGAAAUUGAAGCGAAGACAUUGGAGCAAGAGGCUCAUCCAGCUUUAGAUAAGCUCACUUCAAAGAUUAGUACUCUCAAUUUGGAGCGAGUUCGUCAAAUUAAAAGUCGCUUGGUUGCCAUAACUGGACGUGUUCAAAAGGUGAGGGAUGAAUUGGAACACCUUCUUGAUGAUGAUGAAGAUAUGGCCGAGAUGUACUUGACAGAAAAGUUGGUUCAACAACAGCUUGAAAGUUCUUCGGCUUCCUCGAUAAAUGAGAAAGAGGGAAUAGAUGAUGAAGUUCUUCAAUCUGAAAUGGAAGAUAGGGUUCCUGCUGAGAUUUCUUUGGACGCUAAUGGAAGUUCCACUUAUGAGGGUGAUAUGCCAAACAUUGUCAAUCCCCGGGAUCAUUUGUUUGGCGCCCCUAACAUGCUUGGUAGAGACAGCCAUGGAACACAUACCAGUACCAUUCAUAGUGCUGUAAGCAAGCAGCUUGAUGUGGAGGAGCUUGAGAUGCUGUUAGAGGCUUACUUUGUGCAAAUUGAUGGUACAUUAAACAAAUUAUCCACGCUGAGGGAGUAUGUCGAUGACACGGAGGACUACAUCAACAUAAUGUUAGAUGACAAACAGAACCAUCUGCUGCAAAUGGGGGUUGUGUUGACAACUGCAACCCUAGUGGUGAGUGCUUUUGUGGUCAUGGCAGGACUUUUCGGCAUGAACAUCCAAAUCGAGCUCUUUGAAAAGGAUAAAACAGGUCCAGAAGCAUUUUUUUGGACUGUCGGCGGUGGCGCAACUGGCAGCCUUUUCCUUUACAUCAUUGCUAUUGCUUGGUGCAAGCACAAGCGAUUGCUGGAAUAACAUUCCCUCCGUUGCCCCUCCCAAAUAACAGUCAUUAAGUGUGGUACUACAAGACAGUAUCCAGGUGUGUAUAGCAAUGUUCUGUUAUCAGUCAAGAGUGUUGCGUUAUAGCCAAUAAUAUCUCAUUAAUGGCUUUUGUUGACAUGGUUCAAAUCUUGAAAACUUCCUUGGGAACUCUCUUUGCCAAACUUGGCGAGUUGCAGAAUGUAUUUUAAAGAAACAUGGAAUAUCAUUUGCCUGAGCUGUUGAUCGGGUUAUAUUUAUGAUUUGGUAGUUGGUGUCUCCACCUAAUUGACGAUUAGGGGCCGGUAUUCAGACUUUAAAUUUGCUUUUCUAGAUAUUUUAUCAAUGUAACUUGGCAGAUUCGCAUCAGUUAUUUCGAGUAUUAUUUA
Messenger RNA from Eucalyptus grandis, 1955 nucleotides. RefSeq names its product magnesium transporter MRS2-3. Gene Ontology annotation, molecular function: magnesium ion transmembrane transporter activity. Gene Ontology annotation, biological process: magnesium ion transport. The transcript has 6 exons. The record is from RefSeq and is a predicted model, not a curated record. Lineage: Eukaryota; Viridiplantae; Streptophyta; Magnoliopsida; Myrtales; Myrtaceae. The annotation marks the transcript as partial.